Zea mays is the source of this 1737-nucleotide messenger RNA. RefSeq names its product Zinc finger protein WIP2. Lineage: Eukaryota; Viridiplantae; Streptophyta; Magnoliopsida; Poales; Poaceae. Gene Ontology annotation, biological process: anatomical structure development; regulation of gene expression. The transcript has 2 exons. The record is from RefSeq and is a predicted model, not a curated record. The coding region runs from base 70 to 1341 and encodes 423 amino acids. Gene Ontology annotation, molecular function: DNA-binding transcription factor activity. Gene Ontology annotation, cellular component: nucleus.
AAGCAAGCAGUAGCCAAGAAACCGAAGCAAAGCUGCAAGCUAGUAUCGAUCCUACAACCCCAUCCAUCCAUGGAAGACCCCUACACGAGCUUCUUCAAGAACAGCUACUACUACUACGCCUCCUCCUACCCCGCUGCCCCAGCUCCCCACCGCCUCCCUCCUCCCAUCCCACCGUACACCACCCUCUACCCAGCCGCCGCGCCUCAGUACCACCACCCUGCCUGCUUCUUCCAGCCGCCAGCGCCGACGCUGCCGCCGCCUCUCAACGACAGCCCGCCGUCACCGCCGCUACGGGAGGCUCUGCCCCUCCUGUCCCAGUCGCCUACUCGCGCCGCCUCCCGGGCCCGGCCGCACCCGCACGUGGCGGUGGACUCCGACUCCGACGACGACGCCGACGACUUCCUGCUAAGGGAGGCCGCCGUCGGCAGCUCCGUGACCCCCUCGGCAUCGACGCGCGCGCCGCUCUUCGCCGACCUCAACCGCGUGCCCUCCUGCUGCGACGACGACGGCGGCGGCGACCCGAUGGACCUGGAGCCCGCGGUCGCGCUGCGCAUCGGCCUGCCACCUGCUCCCGCCAACGGCUGCGGUGCCCCGGAGGCUGACCUCCUGUCCGGGCUGUCCGGAAGGGCGGGCUGUGGUGGCAUGGAGGCCGAGGAGGACGAGGACGAGUGCAAGGUGGGCGACGGGGACGAGGUGGUGCCGUUAGGGUUCGCGUCGACGCCCAUCGGGAGCCUCAACAAGGGGCAGUACUGGAUCCCGACGCCGGCGCAGAUCCUGAUCGGGCCUACGCAAUUCUCGUGCCCCGUCUGCUACAAGACCUUCAACCGAUACAACAACAUGCAGAUGCACAUGUGGGGCCACGGUUCGCAGUACCGCAAGGGCCCGGAGUCCCUCCGCGGCGUGCAGCCGACGGCGAUGCUCCGGCUGCCGUGCUACUGCUGCGCGCCGGGGUGCCGCAACAACAUCGACCACCCGCGGGCGCGGCCGCUCAAGGACUUCCGGACGCUGCAGACGCACUACAAGCGCAAGCACGGGCUGAAGCCGUUCCUGUGCCGCAAGUGCGGCAAGGCGUUCGCCGUCAAGGGCGACUGGCGCACGCACGAGAAGAACUGCGGCAGGCUCUGGUACUGCCUGUGCGGCUCCGAGUUCAAGCACAAGCGCUCGCUCAAGGACCACGCGCGCGCCUUCGGCCACGGCCACGGCGCCUUCGGCUGCAACAACCUCGACGGCGACGGCGACGGCGACGGCGGUGCUGGCGGCGGCGCCAACGGCCUCGACGACGACGACGACGACGGCGCCGUCUCCGAGAUCGAGCACGACUACUGCGCCGCCGCGCGGUGAUCGAUCGUGCAUCGAUCUGUACGUGGUGGGUGCCAGUGCCACACUAGCUAGCUAGUAGCUUGCUUGCUCUAGUAGUGCUAUAUAUACCCGGCUGACCGGCGGUGUUAAUUUCUUGUUCUCUCGCAUGCAUUGUUAGUUUGCGGCGGCCGGGCUGUAUUACGUGUUGCGGCCGGCCCGGCCCCGGCCUGUCGUUGUUUGCUUUUGCUCUAAUUAGGGUUGUGGAGGUCGUCCUGAUGAUUUAUAUCCAUCUCUAAGCUAGCUACCUGAAGGUACGUUAUUAGUUUGUGUCUUUUACUCUGUUAUUCGUGCCGAUCCAUCGAGAGGAGAGGACUCCACUCUUAUUAUUAGCAUAGCUGCAGGUAGUAGAAGAAGAAUGCUGUCGUUAUUGGGUGCGCA